Molecule: messenger RNA, 12235 nt
Organism: Toxorhynchites rutilus septentrionalis
Lineage: Eukaryota; Metazoa; Arthropoda; Insecta; Diptera; Culicidae
Gene: Dnz1
Product: palmitoyltransferase ZDHHC3-A
Exons: 2
Coding region: 558-1367 (269 amino acids)
Biological process (GO): protein targeting to membrane; peptidyl-L-cysteine S-palmitoylation
Cellular component (GO): Golgi apparatus; endoplasmic reticulum
Molecular function (GO): protein-cysteine S-palmitoyltransferase activity
Source: RefSeq, a predicted model, not a curated record
GUGUACACUUCUGAACUGUUCGAGUAUUGUAGUAAUGUUGAACUCGGUCGUGUGAUUGCUGAUUAUGUUUCACUUGGAAAAAGGUGAAAAUUUUUCGAAAAGCCGUAUCCAUUACUUCUUUCGUACUGUUGCAACCUUCUAAGUGCACCGAUUGUGAGCUGGGAAGUGCGAAAUAUAACCUUUGGGCGAAACCAAAUGAAUAAGCCCAGACAAAAUGCGUGAAAAAUUUUUGCUUCUGCUGGAGGUGCAUUGAUAGAUUGGUAGAAAAAUCCAAAUUCCCCCAAAUGGUGGAAGUAUAGUAUAACAACUUCCUUGAAGAUAAUAGGCAAUAAGUGGGUAUAGUAGAAUUGGCACAAGCAGUCGAACGAAGAAGAUUUAUUGCAAAAGCGUUUCUUUGACCUAACAUCUUUUGAAAUCGUGCUGAGAUACUCUCGGUUACCACAAAAAAAUCAUCGGAAUAAAAAGUCGAAUGACUCCCGGAGCCAUUCUUCACAAAGUCAAAUAAUUCGCUCGAACAUCGGAGGAAGACAAAUAUUUGUCCGAGACAAUACUGCAAAAUGGGUUUCGUCAAAGAUCCUUGCGGAAUUGUUUGCGUAUUGGUGACCUACUUGGCGGUGAUAUAUGCCGACUAUGUGGUGACUCGAUGGAUAAUCCUGCAGACGAUGCAAAAUAGCCUUUGGGCCCCAUUUCAUGUGGUUGCUUUCAACACUAUCGUAUUCCUGCUAGCUAUGGCCCACUUGAAAGCGGUACUACUUGACCCGGGGACGGUUCCAUUGCCACAGACAAGGAUCGACUUCUCGGAUCUCCAUUCGGAGCGAAAUUAUAACCGCGAGCACGAAGAGUGGACCGUUUGUACACGCUGCGAGACAUAUCGUCCUCCUCGGGCGCACCAUUGCCGAAUCUGCAAGCGCUGCAUCCGCCGAAUGGACCACCACUGUCCCUGGAUAAACAACUGUGUCGGCGAGCGGAAUCAGAAGUACUUCCUCCAGUUUUUGAUGUACGUGUGCGCGCUAGCUCUGUACUCCAUCUUCUUGAUAAUUGCUUCCUGGGUAUAUCCGUGCGAGAAUUGCUCCACAACCGUCCCGGAGACCCAAAGCCGGAUGCUGCAUAGUGUCCUGUUGCUGCUGGAGUCGGCCCUGUUCGGAUUGUUUGUGAUAGCCAUUAUGGUGGACCAGAUGCACGCGAUUCUGUACGACGAAACAGCAGUGGAAGCCGUUCAGCAGAAGGGACCCUAUCGAAGCCACCGACCGAAAAUGGCUCUGCUGGCAGAAGUUUGCGGUCGGGGUCAUCCGGCGAUGUGGCUGUUUCCUUGUACCACUCUCAACAGGAAACACCAUGACGUACCGCUGCUAAGUCACGACGUUUAGACACAUACCGGAAGGUGUAUCGGUUUAAGAUUUGAUUUGAGGUAUGGAACUGCUUUUCGUUUCGUAUAAUUAUUUCAGGACUUGAGAUAGUUGCUUUCUCGAAGGGAUAUUGGGCGCGCCAUAUGCCAUUGGGCAUAACAGAAUGAGUUCAUCAACAAUCCGUUGUGACAUCUUAUGUAUAUGAAUGUACGUAAUGAGAUAUUUAUUGGGGAGCGGGAAUUUAUGAAAUAUUAGGCAUAUAUAGAAAUAAUUGAACACUCACCGGUACGUAGUUUAUAUUUGGACAUGUCAGCCUCAAGCAAUCGUUUAAAGUGGUGAUAAAAGCUAUUUAUAUGGGGUUUUCAAAUCUUGCUCGAAACCAUUCCAUUCCAGAGUCUGCUGCAAAACAGUAAUUCCUUUUGUAGAUUUUUUUGCUCUUUGAUGUAUUCGAAACGGAAGAGUUUGCAGUUUUAUCAACUACAUUAUUAUAUAUUUUUUCAAAUUAAGAACUCCUAUAUUUCUCAAGAUCGCAACGGCAUUGUGGCUUAGCAACCAAGCCACUAUUAGUGUUGUAAGGAGCGACUAACGGCGAAAACGAAGAUGAUCACAUACCUACCAAUCUUCGUCGCCUAGACAAACCAUUUUCUAUUCAGUUAUUAAGAUGUUCUCGAAUAAAAUACGUUUCUUCAGUAUUCGCUGCCAUAUAACUUAUUCACCAAUGCACUACAUUCUGGUGACGGGAUGGAGAAACGAAUCCCCGACAAACUUUGUCAUAAAUCCGGGUGCUCAAUGUUCGAGAUUUCUGACCAUUUUAUGGGAAGCGCUAGGAAAGAUUUUCAAGGCUUAUCAAUAAGGAUGCGGUUUACACCGAUGUCGUUAUUUUCCGUGAAAGAAAUGUUUUGGAAGCCAAAAAAGGCGAGUGCGAACCUAUAAUCGAUUGGUGCUCUCGACCCAAAGAGCAAUUGAUGGGGAGUUUGUAGACCAAAAUGCAAAAUAUACAUUUUAGCAUAAACGUACAACCGCAACUUAAAGAAAUGUUAAUAUAAAAUGUAUACCCACAAAAGUGGUAAUUAUAAAGGACAUUUGAAUAGGGUAUGUUCUUCAGAAGAAGAGAAAUCUUCGAAAGAGAAGCGUGUUUCACAUGUCAAUCUUUCAACGGUUAAACUCUCUGUGAUCGCCUGUUGAAAUCUGCACCUAUAAACUUGUAAACAUUAUUUCCUAGUCAAUUGGAUUCGUCUAGCCCUGGAGAGAAAUGCCGAAGAGUUCCGAAUAAACUAUCCCAGGUCCUAUUUAGCUGUCUAUCGCCAAUAUAAGAUCAUUUGUGGAUAGUUAUCAGACCGAAUUCAUACCCGAUUGCUCGACGACGAAUCAUGUGGCACUAUAGUCGAUAUAGGCCAUACUGGGGUUCCGCUAGUUGUAAAACGCUUGUCCGACUAUGGCUCCGUAGAUGAUGGCCUGGUAUUUGCAGCAAUACGUAUUUUUCUUGGAUCCUUGCGCUCUUCUGCGAUGGUGUUAUAUUGUUCGCACCUUGUUGAAGCACUCAGCUUUCUUUGCACUACAUGGGCUGAAAAGUCCCGGGAUUUUUCAACAGAUGGCGCCACUAAAAAUAAACAAGUUUCAUUUCGAGAGCUUCAUCUUACACUAAUUCAUGUGUGAAGUUUCAUGACAUUUCGUUUAUUUGUUCACAAACUACAGUUGUUUAAGUGUUACUACCUGAGCAUUCGUAUAAAAAAUGAAAAAGAGGAAUAUCGUAUUUUGAUCAAACAUUGUACUUAGAUGGAAAAAAACUCCUGAACAAUCAAUGCAGAGGUUGACGAAAUGUUAUUCAACUUCUGCUCCUUCGAGAACAACAGUUUAUCGGUGGUUUGGUGAAUUUAAAAUGGGCCACACAAGCACCGCAGAUACACAUCGCACUGGAAGGCUAAAAGAGGCUACGAAUCCAGAAAUCGUGAGACAAGUGCAUCGACUCAUUUUAAACGAUCGUGAAGUGAAGUUACGCGAGUUAGCUGAGGCCGUUGAUAUUUUAAAAGAUCGAGUGUGAUACAUUUUGCACGAAAUUUUGAACAUGAAAAAACAAUCCGCGCGAUGGGUGCCGCGGUGGCUGACCGUUGACCAAAAACAGCGGCGCCUUAAUGAUUCCACAGCCGGUUUAGCGUUGUUGAAGCGUAAUCGUGUGGACUUCUUUCGACGUUUUGUGAGAAUGGAUGAAACGUGGAUCCAUUACCACACUCCUGAGCAGGACUCUGCAUAGUCGUAGUCAACUAAGGAUAGUCAGCUGACUAUCUGACUGACUAUAUCCGUAUUCAGUUUGUAAUGACUUUUGCCUUCUUCACACAGUUUCUCCGCCAAAACAACUAAAUAGUCGGGCGUUUAGUCGCUAUAUCCCUUUACCGUCUCGACUAUAUCAUUUCAUUCUUCCCAGUCCAAUUGUCCUCAUUGCAUUUUGUAGUGACUUCCCUUCUUUCCUCUCUUUCUCUCUCCCAUGUACGUAUCAUGCAUCGAUGCUUGAGUUCGAGUUUGAGUUGACAUACGCUACAGGUGAGCUAGAUUUUUUUUGUAUCCUACACGAAAAUUACUCACACGUAUAAAAUAGCGUGUAGUGUGUAUGCACUAUUUUGCACGUUAUUUACUAAUACUAACGCGAGGACCUUUACAACAUACUUGAUAAAUGUCUAAGUUCGUUGGUUUGAGUUCACGACGGGUAGACAAUAAACCGUCCAUUGAUGAGAUUACUACUUUUCUGCAUCAGAAAUCAAGUUUUCGUUCCUCUUUAUAUGGACGUAAAAUAAGAUUGCGUAGGCGGGUAUAAAAUUAGUGUCAGGAGGAAAUGGAAGUGUGGAUUGAAGUCAGUUGAAUGAAGAGGCAAAUUUGUAGUCAAUAGUCGAGUCACUUAAAAUAAUCACUGACUGGACUAGUUCACCAGUCAUCCUCGCUAGUCAAUUCAUUUUCUAGUCAAGUCACUUUUUGUUGUGGGCGAUUGCUGAAGCAGUUCUAGUCGAUGCGAAGCUACUGAGAGUAGAGUCGGUCUUCAUUUUUCACCUUCGAAGAUUUCGGGCCCUGUUCCUGAGUCCAAUAGGCAGUCUGUAGAGUGGCACUGAGUUAUGUGUGAAGAACUUAUACUUAGGUGUUACUUACUACAGAAAGGGAAUCGAAAUGUUGGAAACUCGCUAUACCAAGUGUAUUGCUCUCGAAGGAAACUAUGUUGAGAAAUAAAUACAGCUUUGCCCGAAAAACUAUUUUUUCAUUAAAAAUACCGGGACUUUUCAGCCCAUGUAGUAUUACGGUUAGAUUCAGCCCAUGUAGUACUACAUUGUUCUCUCCGACGAUGAUAACUGGCAUCUUUUCAAGCGGUCGCUCGUUCGUAAUAUUCACUGUUCUUGUCAGCCUGUCCCACUCGCGAGUGAGUUGCUUAACCGUACUGAACUUCGCCUCGACACAUCGCUUGUUCUGUUGUUCCUGGAGCUUAGUUUCCUCUGGGCCUGCUGUUUGUUCUCGUCGAUUUUCGAGCAUAUGGUUGCGUAUAAUCACUCUAUGUCUUGCGUUUAGUGGGUUUUGAUCAAGCCUCCUGACGAACUCUGGAUACAGUUCCUCGAACAUUGUGAGUAUUCGAAGGCAACCGCUCAUGCCCGUCUCUAAAGAAGUGCAGAUGUAAUAGGCGCGGAUUACGAAUCUGUUCAUUUCGUGUGUCAACAUGAUCCGUCGUCUAGUGGUACAAGUGUAGACGACUGUCGUCUGGCAAUCGCAACAAUUCUGGUAGGCGUAGUCGCGCGCUCUUACGCUUGGUCCAGGACCAGCUCCAGUUCGUGGACCCUACUCUGGCGAUUGCAUUCUAAUGACUUCUUGAUCUAAGCUUCAUUUUCUGGGUGUGAAUCCUUUGUCCGGGAUACUGUAGGGUGACAAGGUAUUUUAGAGUCGUACCCUGCCAGCAGGACGUUUUCGGGACAACGCCCCUAACAAGGAGACAGGCGUGAGGCAGACCCCACCCUUGUUGAUCCCCAUUUAAGAAAUCUUUAUGGAAAAGUUUUCCAGCCGAAGUGAGAGCGGCUGAUCGUGAGAGAAUUUCUCUAGACAUGGUGUUUUCGAACGCCGAGUGCUCAGAACAAUAUGCGGCGGUGUACAGGAAACAAGCAGUUUGGUUGAACCACGAACUGGCGUAGCUCUACGACGAACCCUGCAUCCAGUCGUCAAUGCUGGACGAGUGCGAUGGUUGGGCAUUUUACCAGGAUACUGAACAUCAGCCCCGCAAAAAUGGUAUUCAUAUCGAAAUCCAGUGGGUAUAAAAAAAGAAUAAGAUUCGGGCGAACGAGGUAAUUGGAGAAGAUGGAGUUAAAGUCGAAACCAGGUGGGUGACGUCUUUAGAGAACCCCCAUUGAACUGACAGGAGCCAACAUAUCGGGUAUCCCACUGACAUUUUCCCUUUGUUUUCAUAUGAAUUGGGUAUCCCACUGACAGUUCUGCUUGAGAUUUUGCUGACGAUCCUAGCAUCAAUCAUAGCACACGGCUGGUCGAAACACACUCUCUGGUGUAUUAGAAGCAAAUUCUUGUGAGAAACCGUGGACACAAAUUUCGGAAUCGAGUGAGUAAGUUUGUUUGAUCUUGUUGUCCAGAAACUGUACAAGAUGAAAAAUAUAAAACAUUUCAUUAGAAGCGUGAUUUGAGGAAAAUGUUGUUGGGUGUGCUCCAUACCGUUCACCUAGGAAUCAUGCUGAAAAUCUUGGCUUGAUAGGAUUUUCGGUGGCUAUCGGUGACACAUCGGAUAUCUCAGGAAAGCAUUCCAACUGUAUACUUAACAGAAGCCUGGAAGAACGGCGCUGAAUACGAAAAUGAAGUCCACAUAGAUUCUCUUCUCUUUCGAAGAUCGGAAAUUCUUGCAGAUAGUUUGGACAACCUUUCGAAACUAUUCCUAUAGGUAAUACUAUGUAAUGUUAUGUAGGUAAUGGUGUGUGAAUACUUUUCAUGAUUUGAAACUGUCAACAUGUUGGUUUCUCAUAAUAGAAAUGUGUUAAAGUCGGACGAGUUUCGAAAUUUAUGCUAGGGUAUUGCUAGCGGUCCAGCACCUAACGAUCGCACCACACAGUAUGCUCGCCAGAAACUGUGGUUGAGACAAGCCUGAAGAAGUUGACAAUCCAUCCAUGGAAGUAUGAAUGGAUGAGCUGAUAUGGGUUCUGGAUCGACGAAGGGGUUCUUUUCCAAGAGAUGAGACAGCAGACUCCCAAAGUUAUACAAUAAGAUGUGGGUAAGUGGAACAUUUUAGGACGAAGGUAGUUCUCCCGAUUCCAAAUUAGAUGUAUGUCGAAUCAAAGGAGACGACGAUAGACCAAUAAUGGACACCUGGCGCCUCCUCCUUGAAUCUAACAUCACCAGAUUGAUUCUCGGCAGCAUGCCAUCAAUGCGGAUAAAAGAGCCAUCUUUUACAUGGUACAGCGCGAAGCGCAUUCCAACCGACUCGGCCCAGAUGCUCAAACAUCUUUCAAAAUGGAAAAUUUACUCAUUUAUGGAUUUAAGUAAUUAAGUGUGUAAUAACGGGUAGAAGUUUUGUACUCUGCUGAAUUCACUAGCGGGAAUGCGGGAAUUUUAUUUCCGAAAUUAGCGACAAGCUAGCGAACCAAGGACGGGACGAAGACCCACUAACUAUACUUAUCCCGCUUAAGCUGUACGUCUCUUAAAACAAUGUAUUUAGUCAAUCAGUGACAAAUCAAUCCAGAUGUCUACAAAUAUGUGGACCGUAAAAGUUCAUUGGAACAGCGUGUUCUCACCAGACCACCCUCAUUUUGAUCAAACCCUAAUUUGCAACUUCUGCUGAACGUCGUUUUUGCUCACUUAUAUACUCGUUGAUUGCAAAGGUUUCAACGCAUAAGGCAGUAUUCUAGUCUAGAAAUUUGAAAAUAAUCAAAACAAAUUUUCUUUAUAUUUCUGAGUUUAGGCAUUCAAGAAUAUAACCUAGAAAGGAAUUUUCGAAAAUCCUAUUAUUUACCGAGUUAGAGUCAUUUUAGUGAUACGGCUUUUAACCUGUUAUGGACAUAACAAUGAAUUUCAAACUUGUUUUUUUCGAAACAUGUUUUUCCAAACUGGCGUACACGAUAUCCCAAGCAGUGCUGAAAAUAAUCAAUUCAUUCAUUUUAAUUCGAACGACAAAUACCAUCAACACUUGUUGAUGACAACACUUCGUUUCACACAAAUAUCGUCGGGCUCGUUGGUUACUUCUCACUGUAUCCCUUCCAUUCGAUUGAAUAAACGCACCUUCAUUCAAGCCGCUUGUCAUGCCGUUAUUUGAGAUCGUAAAUCUCAAAUGUCCCUAUCAAUUGAACUAGUGACCGACACUCAAUUGACACCCGACAACGCUUUGGUUUGUUCUCAAACAAAAACUGAAGAACAACUGGCGAGAGUGAUUUUUGUAUCUCUUUCAUUCUUACGCUCCUCGCAUUACUGUGAGAGUGUGAUGCCAACACAUGAGUGAGGGGCAUUAGAAAAUGCUCUCCCAUCGCCUGCUCUGUAAAUGCCGUGCUUAAAUAACAGUGAAUAAACUGAAAUCAUGUUUCAAUGCGGAAAGCCGAGCUUGUGAGAAUGAAUUCAUUCGACCAAAUACAUUCAUCACAUUCAAAUGAGAAGCAAUUGCGUUCGUCUGACAAUGAACCCUUUCGGAUCUUAGUUGACAAGGUUAGCCAAAUUUAAGCGAUCAAGCAAUGCUUUCUUUGAUGACAAAUGGUGUUCUUUAUUAUUUUCGUCGAUUUCUUUCGAUUGAGACUGAAUUUUCACCGCACUGAUGACCCAAAUUCUACUGAACCGAUCCAUGUCAAAGAAUACAAUGCGCGUGCAUCUAUCUAUGAUAAUAAUAAUGAUAACUUUUCAAUUUUACUAUUUUUAAAAAAUCAGGAAACGUAAGAAAAAGCAUUUUUUUCUUCAAACGUCCGCCAUUUUGUCAAAAUACAUGUUUUUAACAUGUCCGAGGUUCAUGCGGUAGUUACUGAGUCAGAAUCUGUUCGAUUUUUUUUUGUUUCAGAUAACCAGAAGGGCUGGAAUCGGGUACGCCAUGGUACAACUUUUUUUUUCAAUUCCCCUUACUUCAACAGCUUGCAACUAUUCUAAGUAUGACACUGAAAAUAUUCUUUGUUUCAUUUUUACGUAGCUCGAAAAAACGUCCCAAAUUCAUAUCUCUACAUUAGAACACCCCCUUAAGAAGAGAAUGUAGGGCAGAUGGGGGUAAGGCGGACAUGUUAAGGAAAACUUCAAUUGUAUCUUUGGAAACUCAUGUUUUAAUCUUUAAAGCAGUUUCUUACAGUUCAAUAUAUUGGUUUUCGAAGUAAUUGACCAAAUGUUUUAUAAAAAUGUGAUUUUUCAUGUUUUUACUGAAAUUAAAACAAGCCGAAAAGUAGAACAUUUUUAUCGAUGCGGGUAUAAUGGACAUGUAGUGGGGGGGAUAUGGACAGAUCAAUAAUAUACGAAGCGUACACUGAGAGAAAUAAUUAGUAUAUAUAACGAAUUUUUUGGUAAAUACUACCAAUCUAUAGUCAUUUUCGACCGUACUAAUAAACACAUAUGUCAAGCAGAACCAUGAUUCGGAAGCCCAAUAUCGGCUACAUUUUCUCGCCGAAAAUGCACGUAUCAGAAUUAUAUCCUUAUUAUACUUCCGUAUUGCCUUAUGGGAACAAUGAAAAUGGUUAAUACGCGCUUUUCUCACCAGUUUUCAGAUAUGACAAUAUCCAAGCUUACUAAUGUUAUCGAGUAAAAUAUACUAAUCUCUGGUAGGGAUGCGGGUUUGUUAACAAUAUGUACAAAAAAUUUGUACAUUCUACUAAUUUUGCAUUACCAAAUGUAUUUGGUAGUUUUCGACCAAGGAUUUUUCUAAGUGUAGAAAUUUAUCGCUCGCGAGAGGAAUAAUUUCGCUCUCUCUCAGUGUGUGCGUCCAGUAACUGAAAUAGAACAAAAACGAGAAAGCAAUAUAAAAAAGAGUUUAAUAUUCUUCCCUUCACUUUCCAUCGUGUAUUGGAUGUGAUUAUGGAUGUGACUGUCCAUUUCAACUCCACCAGUGCAAUUAUUUCAAUAAUUUAAAUUUACCACUUACGAAUGAAUUUGCUUUUCCGUACAUACCUAAUAUCGCUUCUCUUUCAACUCACAAACCAAAAUAUAACCAUCAGCGAAUUAAAUUUUGCAAUUAAACCACUCAAAAUGCUUAAUAUCGUAGCCGUAGAAAUUACAUCCAUACACGGAAUCAUGUUUGAUUUUCGGUUUUUGUUUCCCUAUUUCGCUUUUGAUCAGUAUUCAUUGUCAAAAGAUGGUUUAAAUAUUCUAGAAUAGUAUGUAGAAGAAAUUUGCGGGAAUUUGAAAUUCAUAAUGCAAUUAUGCGCCCGUGGCCGAGUGGUUAGCGUCUCACAUUAUCAUGCCGGGUGUUCGGGUCCGAUUCCCGUUCUGGCCGGGGGAUUUUUCGUCAGAGAAAUUUCUUUCGACUUGCACUGUGGUCACGCGUAUUCUAGAGCUUUCCCCUCGGAAUACAUUCAAGGCGUGUCAUUUGGUAUAAGAAAUCUAAACUAAGUAUUAAUAAAUGACGCUAGUUAAUACAUACGUUGAGCCGGCAAAAGUUCCACAGGGAACGUUAAUGCCAUUCAAGAAGAAUGCAACUAUACAAAUCAACCACCUGUCCAUCAUACCCCCACUAUCCGUUUUACCCGCGGUUCCCCUAGUAUUCUUUUUCAAAGAUUCUAAUUAAUCCAUAGAAAUUAAUUCUCCACGUUAUCAUUUCAACUGUACUCUUCUUUUUCUACUGAUACGAAUAUCAAAUGAAUAAAUGAAUAUAAUCAUAGAGCAUUUUCAAUAAAUAAUAAUUCUCAGUCCCGUUAUUAAUCCCUCCCAACAGCUCCAAAAGUGGACGGGUUUCUUUGUCAUGAUGGUUGUAUUGAUAACCAGAAAUACACCUAUGAUAGUACAAGUCAGAAAAUUUAGCAUUUGAAAACUGGAAAUUCAUUGGCUACUCUUUUUUUGACUAGCGAAAAGUUGAACACACGGCUCUGUUUUACUAUGAACAAUUAAAUCCAACGAAAGUAAAUUUAGCUAAUGCUGAAUACUAGCACAAUUAAAUUACCAUAGCCAUUAACCAAUGAGAAACGAUUGCUCACAGGCUCGAGACUGCCGCGGUGCUCCAUUGAAAUAUAUGGUUUUUUUGGGUAUAAUCCUAAUUUAUCAUUCUUAAAACAAAUAUAGGUAUGUUUCCACCUGAGAAAUAAUCGCGAAACAGAAACAGAAUGGCGAUAGUCAUCUAUCAUAGCUCGAAUCAUUUCGAAGAUCAUCAGUUUUAACAACAAAUUGAAUCAAUGACGUACAAAGAUUUAGAAAAAAUCACAGAAUCACAUCAAAGAAAACGAGAGUAUUUGUCGAAGCAGUUUUAGAGAACACUCACGGUCAAGCAAACUACAAUCUUUCCUACUCUCUAGCGUACGACAGACGGUGGUACUUAGCAAGCGAACGAAAACCUAAUUCAUCACCAACUGAGCAAAUGGUGGCUCCGUCGGCACAGUUCACCCUCUUCUGACCCAGGUAUCGGAAUAAUCAAAAUCCAAAAAAAAAAUAAACGUAAUAAGUGAGAUUUCACAUUUUUGAGAAGUAGUAAUUGAAUACCUUUACAAACGUAAACGUAAUGUUCACCAUUCAACCCCGUCACUUUAUCACUAUGUUUUGUUGUUAUCCCAAACAUCUUUGAACCGUUUUUUUUUUUCUUUUUUUUUCUACGAUUAUAUGUUUAUUAAGUUGUUGAUUAUUUUUAAGUGCUUUCGGUUGUAUAUAUUUGCAUAUAUGUUGCGUAUUUUGGUUGUUUUGAUCGGACUAGGGAUUGUAGUGUCAUUAUUUCAGCAUUUCUUCAUGGGUGCUUCGUACUUUGUUUACACUAUGAUAGCGAUAUGUGUCCUCUUACGAAGACAGAACAAAUACAUUUUCAUACAAGAUAGAGGAAAAAUGGGAAAACUUUUACAUUGAGCAAUAGGAUAUAAAGAUUAUAAACUAGACAUAACGUUUGUAUAUAUUUUAUGGAUACUAAGAGAAGAAUUAAACUUUUGACAUAGCUCAAACGUUUGCUACCGCACUUUUAUAUUAGUAAAAAAAUGCAUUGCAUAAUGUCGUCGUAUUGGCGGGAUAUGUAGGUGUUAAGCUGAAAUUUUGUUCCGGAAUUAGAAGCCAGGUUGCAAAUAUCAGUUUACAGACUCGUGAUCACGGGAACUCAAAAACAUUUUCUUUACAGUAUUCUUCAUCCGUCUUUGAGGAUGAUUAUUUUUCAGCAUUGCGAAAUGAUAAUUAUACCGCUAAUCUGCUGAUUUUUUUGGUCACUGAAAAAUUAUACGUCAGGAAGGAAAACAAACAUUAUACUCUAGAAAUUAUAAAAUUAUAAAAUUACGUUAUAAAGUACGUUGUAACUUCUUCAAGGAACAUUCAUGUCUUCAGGCUAGAAUAUCCGCAAGAGUAUCCCAAACAAAUGUCGUCUCUCCCAUGCAACCAACUCGGAGAACAACCGCAGCUAAUUAGCGUCAACAGAAACUAGUGUUAAGAUAAGCUAAAAAUAAUUGAAUGUUAUAAUGUAACCAUAUACAUAAGUGUAAAGCUCCAAGUCAUUAUUGGUGAAGUAAGAAAGUCUGAGUAACUGAAACAAACGAAUCAAGAACAAAUUGCGUAAAGGAAUAGUCUGUAGAAAAUGUGGUGAGCGCCUAUCGAUUGCGAUAGGUGCGAUCCGGAAGGCAAGGUAUGGACGAAUGAAACACAUUUUUAUAUUUAUAACAAAUGCAAGAACAAGCUAUGACACAAAACACAUACUCACACAAGAACGCGCGCUGCGGUGUCGCGUGCACUUUCCUAUUGUAUUCCCUCUUUCUUGGAACAGUGAAUUACCGGAGAAAUGUGCAAUAAUAUGA